ACGAGCGCUUGGUUUGGUAGCGGAAAGAGGGUAAAAAGAAAGAUUGACACACGCAGUUUAGGUGCAUCUUUGUCAGUCGUUUUCGCAGUUCUUGUUAAGCGCAAAAAGUUUUCAAUGACGAUGGAAAAUCAGGAAGAAAUAUUGAUGCUGCUAGAGCGUUUCACCAAAUCGAAACAAAAGGACAUCCCGCGGGAACUCGAGGACUAUCUGAACUUUGUCGCUCGCACGGGCGAUACACUGUACCGUUGGGUGCUAGUGAAGCCGCUUUUCCGGGAAAAGCUGGUCAAUGUAAUUACUGACUUUCAUCACAGCACACCUAGCAUUGCAGAUAUUCCUCAAUGUCCCAAUGUGGAUCCGUUCAACUUCGAAAGGAUGAAGCGGGCGCUGCUGGACCGGUUGGAUUCGUUCAAUUCGGCUCCCUUCACGGUGCAACGCAUCUGCGAACUGCUUACGGAACCGCGCAAACAGUACACACGGAUUGAUAAGUUCAUGCGAGCUGUGGAAAAGAAUAUUUUAGUGGUUAGCACGCAGGAACCGGGUCGCCGUCGGAGUGAUAGCGAAAAUGGCGAUUCCCUCGAUUCGAUCGUGAACGGUGAUCUGGAAGUGAACGUUGAUAUCGAAAUGGACAACGAGCAAUUCCAUCUGGAAGCGGAUGCACUGCUACCGGACUCGAGCGACCCAGUCAGUUCGCUGCACAGCUCCCUUGCGGAUGUUGGCUCUUCGCAGCGCGCCGACGAAGACAAUGAACUGAACGGUGGACGAGUUGUUGGCGCCUUCAUGCACAACGAUGCGGGAAAUCAAAUCGCUAAGGGUGGAUUAAACUCCGAUGGACAUCAGGAUGUUAUUGAUACGAAUGAAAAUGCCACGGAUGGAGAUAUAGCAGCACCCCUCCUGGAAGCUUCCCUUGAAUCAUCGUCCACUGGGACGGACACAACCGAACCGACCAGAAAGGAGGAUAAUAUUGACAAAAAAACCCUGCAAGAGGCAACUCCUUGCGAUGAGGAAGUUGCUAAUACGGAAGCACCCGUACAAACGGAUCGGGAAGAAGAAAUUACGACUGCAAGGGACGCUUUAACAGAGGCAGAUAAACCACACGAAGAUUCAGCAGUGCCCGAAACAAAAGAAAAUGUGGAAAAGGCAAAGAAAGUAGAUGAAAUUAAAUCUCAGCCAAGUUCAGUUGCAGUUGGCAAAGAUGAGGAGGACACUACGGCUCAGGAAAACGAUGAGCCGAAAGCUAAAAUGUUGAAGUACGACGAAGAUCCACUUCCGGCCAAGGCGAUCUCAUGCACCAGUGUUAUCAAGGCAGAUGUUCAUGCUUCCGAUGACAGUGAGUCAUUAUCGAUACAGCAGGAAAGUACGCGAGCGGUUGAGGAAAAAGUUGAAGCAUCAAGCCCGGAGAAAUCAACGUUUGCAACGGACGAAACGGUCAAAGACAACGCCACCAUUGAAAGCAGUUCCAUUGUUUCGGUGGAACAAACACUCACAGCUAGUGGUGAUGGGGAAUCAGAUAGUGUUGUCACCAAGGAAAGUAGUAAAACCGAUGACGAUGAUCGUAAAGAACAUUCCAAGAGUGAUGAGGCUGAGCCAACGGAAUCAUCCCCAACUACCGUUUCUGAGCCAACAGUGGAGAUACCUCAGGAAAUAGAUGCAACCGCGCAUACUUCCACAAACGCAGCCGAAAUGGAAGCUGUCUGUGUAGAACCAACGAUACAGGUUGCAGCAGAUGACCGCACGACUGCACAGGAACUAGAAAUGGAACUGGCUACGGUAGCCGCUGCGGCUGCCGCAUCGGCAGUUACACCCUCGGAGAUUGUGGUAGAAGAGGUAGAUAUGACUGGCGAAGCAGCAGCAACGGAAAUGACAGAUGUAGACACAAAAGCGGACGACAAUGUGAUGGACAUUGACGAAUCAAGCGUUGAGAUGAUGGAUCAGUAGAUUUGAGGGCGAUUCAGACCUUCAGACCGCGUUUCUGUAUCACCAGGAGCAAACCGCUCUCGUGUUGGCACCUCGGUUGAGACGAGACUGCCGCUGUCUGCUCGUCUGUUGUAUUAAUGCUAAUCUUAAUGGAUCGAUUUUUUAAAGGACAAAUAAACUAAAACACCACUAGA
This is a messenger RNA of Anopheles moucheti, 2108 nucleotides long. RefSeq names its product serine/threonine-protein phosphatase 4 regulatory subunit 2 (gene PPP4R2r). Gene Ontology annotation, biological process: protein dephosphorylation. Lineage: Eukaryota; Metazoa; Arthropoda; Insecta; Diptera; Culicidae. The record is from RefSeq and is a predicted model, not a curated record. The coding region runs from base 115 to 1935 and encodes 606 amino acids. Gene Ontology annotation, molecular function: protein phosphatase regulator activity. The transcript is spliced from 3 exons. Gene Ontology annotation, cellular component: nucleus; cytoplasm; protein phosphatase 4 complex.